AUUGUCAAGUAUAUUGACUAGCAACCAGGAUAACAAGCGAAAGAAACUACAAAUCCCAUGAUUCGGUUGGCGUUUUGUGGGAGCGGCUGUAAGGGCGGGAAAAACUACACACCCCACAAUUCCAUUCGCGCUCAAUCGCUCGCUCGCCUCAUCAGCUGUUGUGCUAGCAAGCAGGCAACAGCAUCCUGCAGCUCUUGUGCUAAAAAUGUGGUUUUUAUUAUUCGUCGCCGUCUUCGGCGUGGCGACGUUAUUGGUGCUUUUAUUUGCGACUCACAUACGAUAUGCAGCAGGAGGCGUUUGCACGUCUUCGGCUCGUCUGGAUGGGAAGACGGUCCUCAUUACCGGGGCCAACACCGGCAUCGGGAAGGAGACGGUCCUGGAUCUGGCAACACGAGGAGCUCAGGUGAUUAUGGCGUGCCGGGAUGUUGAUAAAGGCGAGGAGGCGGCCGCUAGCAUCCGGUUCUCUUGUCCAAAAGCACAAGUGGAGGUUCGGGCGCUGGACUUGGCCGACACGUGCUCGAUACGAUCCUUUGCACAGCAAUUCCUAAGAGACUUCACUCAUCUCCACGUCCUCAUCAACAACGCCGGGGUCAUGAUGUGCCCCUACACCAAAACCAACGACGGCUUCGAGAUGCACAUCGGAGUCAAUCACUUAGGCCACUUCCUGUUGACCUCCCUCCUCAUCGGCCUGUUAAAGCGCAGCGCCCCGGCGAGGAUCGUGGUGGUGUCGUCCCUGGCGCACAACUUUGGAUGGAUCCGCUUCCACGACCUUCACAGCCAGGGCAGCUACAACAGCGGACUAGCGUACUGCCAGAGCAAGCUCGCUAACGUGCUGUUUGCUCGCGAGCUGGCUCGCCGCCUUAAAGGGUGCAACGUGACGGUGAACUCGGUCCAUCCCGGCACGGUGAACUCUGACCUGACCAGGCACUCCACCCUCAUGAUGAUCCUCUUCAGCUGCUUCUCCAUCUUCCUGAAGACCCCUCGCGAGGGCGCCCAGACCAGCGUCUACUGCGCCGUGGCGGAGGAGCUGCACUCCAUCUCUGGAAAACACUUCAGUGACUGCGCCCCCGCCUUCGUGGCCCCCCAGGGCAGGAGCGAGGAGACGGCCAGGAGGCUGUGGGACGCCAGCUGCGAGCUCCUCGGGAUCCAGUGGGAUUGAUUAGAAGGAGGGCUUUAAGCUCCGCCCAUCCGGGACUGCUAUUGAUGGGAAGCUAUAUACACGCUUUUGUUUCGUCACUGGGGUGGGGGGAUUUGGGGGG
Doryrhamphus excisus (bluestripe pipefish) is the source of this 1259-nucleotide messenger RNA. RefSeq names its product retinol dehydrogenase 12 (gene rdh12). NCBI's taxonomy places the organism in Eukaryota, Metazoa, Chordata, Actinopteri, Syngnathiformes, Syngnathidae. The record is from RefSeq and is a predicted model, not a curated record.